Messenger RNA from Syngnathus acus (greater pipefish), 801 nucleotides. RefSeq names its product acid phosphatase 1 (gene acp1). The record is from RefSeq and is a predicted model, not a curated record. The transcript has 6 exons. NCBI's taxonomy places the organism in Eukaryota, Metazoa, Chordata, Actinopteri, Syngnathiformes, Syngnathidae. Gene Ontology annotation, molecular function: acid phosphatase activity; non-membrane spanning protein tyrosine phosphatase activity. Gene Ontology annotation, cellular component: cytoplasm. Gene Ontology annotation, biological process: protein dephosphorylation. The coding region runs from base 133 to 609 and encodes 158 amino acids.
GAGCGAUAAGAGUAUUGAAAUGAGUAAUGAGGAGUUGUAUUUCCUAAUGUAUGCCCGACUUGUUCUUUUAAUUCAGGCACAGGGCUGGCCACCACAGAACACGUGACCAGGCCCCGUGACGUCAAAGGCAAAAUGGCAGCCUCGCGCAGCAAAUCGGUGUUGUUUGUCUGUCUGGGGAACAUCUGCCGAUCCCCCAUUGCUGAGGCCGUCUUCAGGAAGAUGGCAACCGAUGCGGGUGUCGUUGACAAGUGGCUCAUUGACAGCGGCGCGACGUCCGACUGGAACACUGGCUGCCCGCCCGAUGCCCGCGGGCUGGCCUGCCUCAAGGCCCACGCCAUUGACAGCUCUCAUAGGGCCCGCCAGGUGACCAAGGACGACUUCCUGAGCUUUGAUUUUAUCCUCUGCAUGGACGAGAGCAAUUUAAGUAACUUGAACCGUAUGGCCGGCUCAGUGAAGAAUCGCCGGGCAAAAAUCGAGCUGCUGGGCGCGUACGACCCGCAGAAGCAGCUGAUCAUCGAAGAUCCCUAUUACGGAAGCGACCGAGACUUUGAAAAGGUGUACGAGCAGUGCCGCCGAUGCUGCGAGGCGUUCCUCCAGUCCAACUCGUAACGUGGCCUACGCAGUCGGCCGAUUGCGUGGUGGUGGUGGUGGUGGUGGGGGGGAAAACCAACGCUCUUCACGUUUGUGUCUGAGCGCAGAGCCAUGCCAUGCCAUGCCAUGCCAUGCCAUGCCAUGCCAUGCCAUGCCAUGCCAUGCCUGCCUGCCUGCCUGUGUGGAAAUAAAACUAAUUCAACUCGCUCA